This is a messenger RNA of Gastrolobium bilobum, 756 nucleotides long. Its product is annotated as photosynthetic NDH subunit of subcomplex B 3, chloroplastic. The transcript is spliced from 6 exons. NCBI's taxonomy places the organism in Eukaryota, Viridiplantae, Streptophyta, Magnoliopsida, Fabales, Fabaceae. The record is from RefSeq and is a predicted model, not a curated record. Bases 22 to 504 code for a protein of 160 amino acids. Gene Ontology annotation, biological process: P450-containing electron transport chain. Gene Ontology annotation, molecular function: 2 iron, 2 sulfur cluster binding. Gene Ontology annotation, cellular component: mitochondrion.
CUUGUCAUAACUGAAAAUAGAAUGGCUUCCAUGAAUAUAUUCACCGCCAUUACACUCACCGCCGACGGCCGGAAUCCGGCCAUUUAUUUUCCCCGGCGGAGACCCAACUCGGUCCAUUUCGCCAUAAGUUCGCCGGAAUCUCCACCGGAAAUAGAGCUCGAGUUCAUAGGGCCCGAACCGGGAAGUGAUGGGUCGUAUCCGGUGGAUAAAGCUAAAGCAAUAAGCGGAGAAAAGUUGUUGAGGAACAUCAUGUUGGAUAAGAAGAUCGACCUUUAUGCCACCUAUGGUAAGCUCAUGAACUGUGGGGGAGGUGGUAGCUGCGGAACUUGCAUCGUUGAGGUUAUUGAAGGAAAGGAUCUUUUAAAUGAAAGAACAAAUACUGAACUACGAUAUCUUAAGAAGAAACCCGAAUCUUGGAGGCUGGCUUGUCAAACUAUUGUUGGAAACAAAGAAAACUGUGGCAAGGUGGUUGUUCAAAGGAUUCCUCAGUGGAAGAAGCAAUAGACCAAGCCAAGCAAUAGACCUAUUGAUGCUUAGAAAGAAAAGCUCCAUUAUGUAACUCCUGGGUUUAACACAGUUGGAAGCAUCAUUGCAAAUCACGUCAUAAAUUUAUGGAGACUCUAGUUCUUAAAGUAAGCUUACAGAUAUCUAUAAUGUAUAAUUUCCCUUCAAUGUUAUGCAAUGCUUGCCAAUAAGUUAUUUAUUCUUUAGGGUACAAAUCUUUGUGUAAUGGUAUGAUAUCAUGUGUACGCGCUA